ACCUACUCGUCAUACACCGUAUGAGUUAGUUUUUGGACAACACCCAUUACGCUACUUUAACAUGAUCGAGGAAUGGAAGCAACAUAAUGUCAAUAUGGAAGAAAACUUACUAGAAGCAUGGCAAUUCACUAGAGACGACAGUGAUAGGGAACAAAUAAAUGAUAAGAAUACUGAAAUGUUCAGUAAACCAAUUUCUCAGCAAGAUAUUCAAGGAGUUCAGGGACAG
Molecule: messenger RNA, 226 nt
Organism: Dentiscutata heterogama
Lineage: Eukaryota; Fungi; Glomeromycota; Glomeromycetes; Diversisporales; Gigasporaceae
Source: the annotation of a GenBank genome assembly